UUUAGUCUAUGGUGUAACUUGACAAUAUACCCAUCGUGGGACCAUUACUCGAUCCGGACUUUGUUGGCUAAUUUGGUGUUUGUAUCUGCCUUUUAGGAUGCCUCUCACAGAAACGACUGAUUAUGACAACUUCGACUCGGAGUACUAUAUGAAAGCCUACCGAUGGGGUUCAAAUGGAAAGCUAAAUGGGGGGGACUCCCUCCGAUUCAAUUUGGACGCAAUGCACGAAACCUUUAGUUCAGGUGUCAUAAAGGGCAAAAGCCUUCUUGAUAUUGGUACGGGUCCAACCACUAAAUCUCUGGUCACUUCCUGCAUGUACGUGGAUGAGAUGUAUCUCAGUGACAUCAAUCAACAAAAUCGAGGAAUACUGACGGACUGGUGGAAGAGUGACGAAACGCUAGAACCUGAAAUGACGGAUUACAUCCUUAAAAAAGAAAAUGCAAGCCAUUCCGUAGAUAAAAGGCAGAAUCUAAUGAAAAAGAAAAUUCGUGGAAUUCUUCCCAUUGACGUCAGAUCUGAAAAUCCUCUUGGAAAGGGAGAUCACCCAAGUCAAUUCGAUGUUAUUACAUCAUGGCUGUGCUUUGGAGCAGCUGCUCAAACUGCUGAAGCGUAUUGUAAAGUGGUACAAAAUGUCGCCUCGUUGUUGAAAGUCGGUGGUCAUUUGAUUGUCAUGGAUUUCUUCAAUAAUGAACAUUAUAAUGUUGGAAAUUUCAAGUUCUUGUGUGCAUCUUUAUCUCAAGAUGAAAUAGAACAUAUAUUCACAAUAUGUGGGUUCUGCAUAAUUAACAUCACUACAAAGAUGAUAGAAGCAGAUCAGGAAAGCAUUAUGAAAGAAGAAAAAUGGAGCGGAAAAUAUGCAUUACAUGCUGUGAAGAAAGCAUAAAGAGGAUACAUGCUAUAACAGCUAUUUUAAAUAAGUGUGUCUUAAGCACACAAUUAAAAACGGAAAAAUGCAAAAGUAUUAAUAUAUCAAUAUGUAAGUAAAUAUUUAUCAAAUUGUAUCCAUAUCAACUACAAGAUCAUUCAAAUACAUGUUCGAUGUCUUUUUUCAAGGUCUCCAUGUAAACUUUUCCUUUGUUCAAUUUGCCCUUGUGUCGUCGAUUUUGAGUAAAUAAUUCGCUUUGUUCAUGC
Molecule: messenger RNA, 1131 nt
Organism: Mizuhopecten yessoensis (Yesso scallop)
Lineage: Eukaryota; Metazoa; Mollusca; Bivalvia; Pectinida; Pectinidae
Product: indolethylamine N-methyltransferase-like
Exons: 3
Coding region: 98-883 (261 amino acids)
Cellular component (GO): cytosol
Molecular function (GO): N-methyltransferase activity
Source: RefSeq, a predicted model, not a curated record